AUGAAUCUCCUUUUCCUUUUCCCCUCCUCCUUUCUCCUUAUUUUCUCCCAUUUCUCUCCUCUUCCAUUCUACCUUCUUUUUCUCCUCCUCCCCUUUUCCUUGCUCUUUUCUCCUUCUACUCUUCUCAUAAUCUUUGUCUUCCUUCCUCCCACUUUCUUGUAUUCUUUUUCUCCCUACCCCCCUUGUUCACUCUCCUUUCUCACCACUCUUUCUCCUUUUUCUUCUAUCUCUUUUCUCCAAACAUUUUCUCUCACCGUAUUUCUCCUCUUUUUCUUACCCAUUUUCUCCUUCUUCACUUCCUCUUCUUCCCCCUUUCUCAUCUCCCUCAUUUCUCCAAAACUUCUUUCUUCUCUCACUUUACCCUUUAAUUACCAGCUUUCCCUGACGAUCCGCUUAGUUGAAACCUGGGUAGGUUUGUCUGGCUCACUAGGUUUAUCUAACUAUCUACUAUCUAUCUAUCUAUCUAUCUAUCUAUCUAUCUAUAUAUUCAUACACGAUGCCACCACUAUAUCUAUCUAUCUAUCUAUCUAUCUAUCUAUCUAUCUAUCUAUCUAUCUAUCUAUCUAUCUCUUUCUCUCUCUCUCUCUAUAUAUAUAUAUAUAUUGA
Molecule: messenger RNA, 606 nt
Organism: Acanthosepion pharaonis
Lineage: Eukaryota; Metazoa; Mollusca; Cephalopoda; Sepiida; Sepiidae
Source: the annotation of a GenBank genome assembly